Molecule: messenger RNA, 1779 nt
Organism: Penicillium coprophilum
Lineage: Eukaryota; Fungi; Ascomycota; Eurotiomycetes; Eurotiales; Aspergillaceae
Exons: 1
Coding region: 1-1779 (592 amino acids)
Biological process (GO): coenzyme A biosynthetic process
Cellular component (GO): phosphopantothenoylcysteine decarboxylase complex
Molecular function (GO): FMN binding; phosphopantothenoylcysteine decarboxylase activity
Source: RefSeq, a predicted model, not a curated record
AUGGAGGUGGAUGGAGACUGUGAUGAGACCGUGAUUGGAAACAAAGCGGUGGAAAAUGCGACAUCACCGCAUCCUCAGCGGCGCCGUUUGCUCUUGUCGACAGAUAGCGCUUUCGCCAGCAUCGUUCUCCCGUCCCUCGUUCAGAACCCAUACAUCGAACUGCGACUGAUCACAGACGAACCUUCGGCUUUGCUCACGGGCACCAACAAGAUCCCACACUACAUGGAUACGGUCGACAGCCAAACGUUCGACAAGAAAACCUGCGCGCGGAGAUGGCUCAAGGCGAAAACGGCGGAGCUAUGCGAAUGGGCAGACAUGCUUUUGGUUGCGCCCAUCGAUGCCGGGACCUUGGGGGCGAUGCUGGCCGGCUUGACAAAUACCUUGACGUUGGCGCUUCUUCGUGGCUGGGUCUCGAAGAAACCUGUGAUUCUCAUUCCAGGAAUGACUGUGUCGGAAUGGGAUCACCCGCUCAGCAGUCGACAACUCGGUGAAAUCAGUCGUUUUUGGCCUUGGAUUUGCACUGUUAAGCCUGUGCUCUGGAAGUCAAAUGGACCCGAGGACCUAACGAUUCUGCCUUGGGACGGCUUGAAAGAGUUACACCAGGCGCUGGAGACAACAUUAAAGUUACCCCCGUGGGAAGCCACCCUAUCGGCUAGAGCAAACACCCAUGUCGCCGCGGUCCCGGCUCAGACUGCAUCGAAAACUAGCUCUGGGAGUGCGACCAGCUCCACACCACAAACGAAACAUUCGGGUAAUGCCGACUUUUUACCACUGGAAAUAUGGCUGAAUGUCUUCGAGGAUCAACUACGAGACUGGGAAACAGCGAAGGCCGUGGGAAUUCCAACUCACCUCCCUGUUCCCCAAGAAUGGCAAAGUCAUUUACCUAAAAUGUCCACCACGGCCACACUUGAAUAUACUAUUUUGCGAGGAUCUUUCGCUGCAAUAAAAAAGCGCAUCGAUGCGCUCCCUCGCUGGAAGCCGCUGUCCGAUCUUGCUUGCCACCUAAUUGUCAAAUUUUCCCGCACUGACAUCCUUUCCUAUCUCACCGAAAAUCACCUGGACCUUCUCUGGACAACUUCUCGACUCACCAAUAUUACAUACCGAGCAUCCGCAAUCUACGGUAACCCGAAUGUUCUGACAUGGUGGCGCGAUGCGCCCGCUCUCCCAAACAAAGAGUACAUGGCCGAUGCUAUGGACGGCGCCUCCCGAGCCGGUUUUGUUGACGUUUUAGACUGGUGGCUCCACUCAGGGCUCCCGCUGCGAUACAGCGAGCGCGCCCUUGAAGCUGCCAGCGCUGAAGGUCGAGUCGCCGUGCUUGACUGGUGGAAAGCCGCUUCGGCCAACGCCCCAAAGACCAACCCCUUGCCUCUCAAAGUUGGCAAGUCCGUCCUGCUCGCCGCGCAAUCAGGCCGCACCGCAUCCCUUGCUUGGUGGGACGCAUCAGGUAUACCUUAUAGCCACGCCGAAAAUGUUGCCCGCAUCGCGAGCACGCAUGGCCAUGUCCAUGUGCUCGAGUUCUGGUAUAAACUCAAGGGCCCGAAGAUGAUCUUUGAUAACCAGGUAUUGGUUGGCCCGACCAAGAAUGGCCAUGACCACAUUCUGCAAUGGUGGAAAACCUGCGGUUUACGGGUUGAAUUCAAGACUUGUGAUAUUGAGGAAGCGCUUGAGGAUGCUGAUCCAAGCUCUGGAGCUGAGGGUCGUGUCCGGCGUUGGUGGGAACGAAAUGGGCUUAACCUUGGAGUUGGUACGAGUGAGUGGAUGAGAUCGAAGGUUCUGUGA